This is a messenger RNA of Salvelinus sp. IW2-2015, 2199 nucleotides long. NCBI's taxonomy places the organism in Eukaryota, Metazoa, Chordata, Actinopteri, Salmoniformes, Salmonidae. The record is from RefSeq and is a predicted model, not a curated record.
AUGGCUUUUGCCUCCCCAGGGUUCGGAGGACCUCCCUGGGCCCAGGGCCGCCGGCCCUUCCCUCCAAUCCCCAGGGCUCUGGAGCUCUCUCUGCCCACAGCUUCCCGUGGCCUUGGUGCCCCUCCGCUGUCCUUUCAUUCUUUAACUAUGAGCCUGUGGCUCACCCCCCGGGCUACCCACUACCCAGUCUUCACCCUGCUGGCGCUCCUGGCUCUGUCCCUGCUGCCCUGCCUCUCCAUGGCUCCGGCCCACAGUGUCAACCUACUGAGCAGCCUGCCGGGGCCAGCCUGGGCCCUCUGCUUCACUGUCUGCAGGUACACCUGCGAGACACUCAACUGCCAAGAGCAGGCCUCUGUGGACCAGCUGAUAACUCAGUGGACCGGCAGGGGCGGGCGGUGUGCCAGACCCUGCCUAGUGCCCAGUGCUGUGGCACAGACUGGCAGACCCGGGGCCAGGUGCAGUGCUGGCUGGAGGGUGUUUGCUGUGUCCAGGCCCAGCUGGCAGUGGUCGGUGGUGGCCGAGGUCUUCUCCCUCAACCUCUUCGUUGGGCUCUUCUCCCUGACUGCCAGCUUCCACUGUGCAAAUAGUGCCCCCCAGAGGAGUAAGGUUGCGCAUUGGGGUGCGCUGUGCUGUGGCCUGGGCCUGUGUAACCAGCACACUCUGGUGUUGUACGUGGUGGUCAUCAUUCCCAGGGUCAUGCUCCACCUCUGCUCUCACAGAGAGCUAUCUGUCUGUGGGCUGAUGUCUCUGGGACUGUGUUUCCUGCCUGUCUCCUACCUGGACACAGCUCGCUGGAGCUGGGGAGGCCAGACUUCCCUCUCAGGCCUCCUCACUCACCUACAGAGGACUGGGUACGGCACCUUUAGCCUACCCGGCCCCACCCACUUCCAUCACCCCCGCUGGUUGAUGGACAAACAUACCUUCAAGACGAGGGAGAGAGGCAAACAUGACAAGCAUGUCACAUUGGGGACGAUGCAGGGUGUUGUUCCCUGGCUUCUGACGGCCAUGCUGCCACUCUACUCCCUGUUCUUCACCUGGAGAGCCAACCUGGACACCAGCAGACCCCUACUGCUGGUAGUGGUGGAGCGGUUCUGGCUUCAGAGUGAUGCUGUGGUGUGUGUGCUGGCUGGGCUGGGCCUGAGUUGGACACACACAGGCCUGGAGAGGAGGCUAGGCCAUGGGGGUCUGUGGAGGGCCGGAGGCUGGCUCUUCACUAUAGGUCUCCUGGUACACAUGGUGCGCUCCAACCAUCGGGAGUGUGAUCAGAGCAGUAACAGUGUGGUGGAGCAGUUUGAGCGGGAGCUUCUGGUCUCUGUCCCUCCAGACUCUAUCAUCCUGACCCGGGGAGACCUCCCAGGGAACUCCCUGCGCUACUGCCAGGGUCUCUGGCCUGACGUACGCCUCGUUGACCAGGAGAUGAUGACAUACAGCUGGUACGUGGCCAAGCUGGGCCAGCAUCACCCUGGGGUUCACUUCCCAGGGCGCUGGUGGGACCCGGUCCACACUGAGGAGAAAGACACCUUCAGUCUGGAGCAGUUCCUCUCUCACAACACACAGGGGGCUGUGCUGGCCUGCAUCGGGCUGCCUGACCGGGACCCCAGCUGGGAGAGGAGCUUUUCUCACUGGCUCCUGGGUGUGUGUGACCACCUGGUGCCUGCCCAGGAGCCCUUCCACCCGGAGGAGUGGACCCGCCACACCCUCCACAUCUGGACCGAGCCACACAACAGGAUGAAGACGGCUUUCUUUCUGUUUGACCUGGCUGAGAGGAUCCAGGGAGAGGAGAAAACUCGCCUGUUUGAGCUCUCCUACACAGAGAGUCAGUCCUCCCAUAGCAAACAAAUAGGACUGUGUAAGGAAAUUGUGGAGAGACGCACGGGCUACACUCCCAACCGGGAUAAGAACCUGGCCCUGGCCAGCGAGAGGCUCCUGCAGCAUCCAGCACUUCAGCCUGUACCUGGACAAGGAGCCCACGGACUCCCAGGCCCCCGGGGUGCUGGCCUGCACUGUGUCAGUGUGUCCCACCUCCCCACCCCUUGCUGGCCUGCGCUGUGUCAGUGUGCCCCCCCCUUGCUGGCCUGCGCUGUGUCAGUGUGCCCCUCCUUGCUGGCCUGCGCUGUGUCAGUGUGCCCCUCCUUGCUGGUCUGCUCUGUGUCAGUGUGCCCCUCCUUGCUGGUCUGCUCUGUGUCAGUGUGCCACUAA